CGUAGUCAAUGCUCUGGACGCUCCGGUUGUAUGUGGUUGUAUGUGUAAAGUAUGUGACAUUCCAGGCUCGCAAAUACGAUUUGAACAAGCUGUGCACGGUAUUUCUUUCAUUUAAUUUAAUCCGUCCAACAAUCGAAUUUUAGUCUACAGUAAUUUAAGAAGUGAAUUAGACGAUGUCUGCAAACAUAGUCAUGUUCAGGAUUUGGAAAUGCAACAGUUUUAUGACUACAGUUGCAUGGAAGUCACAUAAGACCUUCCAAGUCCAGAGAACAGUCUGUAUUUCUGUACGAGACAGAUUCUACUUUAGUAAUGUUAAUCAUGCUGAGAACAAGUUAGCAGUGAGCCAAAAGACAGACUGGAAUAAAACAAUGUCAGAGGCAGAGAAGAUCGUUGGAUAUCCAACAUCUUUUUUAAGUUUAAGAUGGCUGUUAAGCGAUGAAAUUGCCAAUGUCGCAUUGCACCUGAGGAAGCUGGUUGGAUCAAAUCAUCCUGUAUUGAAAACAGCCAAAACCAUUAUUUGUAAUGGACCUAACACUCAAGCAUUUGGUCUCAUUUUGUUGUUAAUCUCCAAAGCUGCCGGCCAUUUAAAUGCAAAACCAAUAGAAGAGGAUAAAGCUGCAGGCGUUUUACACAGUCAAAGAGCAUUGGCGGAAAUUACAGAGAUGAUACGCACUAGCAAUUUGAUACAUAGAGGGUUGGUAAAUCUAAAUACAACAUAUACAGGGUCUCUGGACCCUUCAGAAUUGAACAAUAUAACUUUUGGUAAUAAAAUAGCAUUACUGUGUGGUGAUUACUUGCUGAGCACUAGUUGCACUGAAAUGGCGGCUCUUAAAAAUCAGGAUCUUUUGUUAUUAAUAUCGGCUGCAGUAAGAGAUUUAUGUCAAGCAGAAUUUGUAGCACGCAGGGACAAUCAAAAUUUUCCCAUACCGUCGAUACCACCUGAGGAUCGUACGGGCUAUGCACUGAAGGAAUGGACGCUUUUAAAUACUUAUGGUGCUGGAUCGUUGCUUGGAAAAGGCUGUCAAAGUACAUUAAAAAUAGCUGGCCAUAGCAAAGAAAUAGAGGAGAAAGGUUAUGAGUUUGGGAAACACUUGGCUUUAGCUUGGCAGGCUUCCUUGGACUUGGGUUUAUGCAUCAAUAAAGAUAAAGAAAUUUUACAAAAUUUGUGUGCAGCUCCAAUUAUGUUUCAUGUUGAACACGACCCAUCAAUAUUAGUGGAACUCGAUAAAGGAUUAGAAUCUGUUGAAAACGUCGACUAUUUAAAGGUGCUCGAUAUUGUCGCAGCUGGUCCAGGUAUUGGAUUAACUAAAGAGCUCGUAAAGGAACACUCGCAAAAAGCAAUGGAACUUUUAAGUGUAUUUAAGGAAAAUGAUGCUAGAAAAGCAUUAUCCAAUAUUAUUGUUGCCAUAGGUGACUUUUAACAAAAGAUAUAUAUUUUUUAAUUUUUUAUUCAAGAUGUGAGUUAGAAGUCGCUUUUUUAUAUAUCAUAAUUAAGAGAUAAAUCCUUAACUCUUUUUAAAAAAAUAUUUAUAUUAAGCCCAUUCUAUAAUGACAGUAAGCAGUAUAGAUGAGUCAUGAAAUGGGAAUUGCUUAUUUUGUUACCCCUGGUCUUUACUUUACUAAAAACAGUUUAUUCUUGUAAGAUAUUUGGGUCAAAAGAUUUUUUUAGUUAAUAUUCAGAAUCGAAAGGACUCAGGUAACAGAUUCAGAAAAUUCUAAUCAGUUAGGGACUUAUAUUAUAAGCA
Messenger RNA from Monomorium pharaonis (pharaoh ant), 1745 nucleotides. RefSeq names its product decaprenyl-diphosphate synthase subunit 2 (gene Pdss2). Bases 174 to 1421 code for a protein of 415 amino acids. The record is from RefSeq and is a predicted model, not a curated record. NCBI's taxonomy places the organism in Eukaryota, Metazoa, Arthropoda, Insecta, Hymenoptera, Formicidae. Gene Ontology annotation, biological process: ubiquinone biosynthetic process; isoprenoid biosynthetic process. Gene Ontology annotation, molecular function: prenyltransferase activity. Gene Ontology annotation, cellular component: transferase complex; mitochondrion. The transcript has 7 exons.